AUGGCAUCUUACCAUCGAGUACUAGAAACCUUUGGUCGGUCCAUCCAAGAUAACUCCCUAGAAUGUGACUGUGAUAUUCAUCCGUGGGAAAUUUCCAUCAAUGGUAGCCAGUGGGCUGGCAAGAUCCGAUUGAUCGGGUUUAUCGACGUGUUCUUCCUAAUCUCAUACUCUGCCAACGCCCGAUUCGAACAUGGAAUUAUCGAUAAAUUAGCCGUGGAAGAAAUCACAGGCCACAUUCCCGAUGCAAAAAAGGCCACAGAGAAGUCUAUAUCAGACCAGGACGAUAAGAAGGAAAUCAAAGAGGAUGAUGAUCAUGAAGGGCAACCAACUGCUUCCGGGCGCAAGCACUCACCACCAACAGAUCUCGAUGACAGCGAAGAGGAUCCAAAUGCAAAGCCCGAGGAAGAAUCCGAAACAAAGGCCAAACCGACUGAGACAAAAGCCAGUACGCCAGAAGCGUCCGAGGGCAAACCAACAGCCGAGGAAGCGACACCCGAAUUCCGUAAAACCAGCCUGUUAUCAAUUACCAGCUGGGGACACCCGAUCGGGCUGCGGGCAUCGUAUCCCAAGUCCUGGAUUCAAAGAUACAAGGUGGAAAUCAUGAAGCCGUGUAGUUGGGCGCUGAGCAAGCGCAUUAUGCGGGGCCUGAAGCCACACAGCACUUACGAUUUGAUGAAUGACGUGAUUCGUUGCGGCAUCAUCACACAGGGUCAGCUUGUGGGUCACAUUAUGGGUGUUGUUCUCGCUGGGACGCAAAUGGACGACACGGUCAAACGAUACAUUCAGGGAUUGACAUCGGGCGGGGAUGCUGGACGGCAAGCAUUGUCGAAUGAGAAGAUCUAG
Molecule: messenger RNA, 843 nt
Organism: Penicillium odoratum
Lineage: Eukaryota; Fungi; Ascomycota; Eurotiomycetes; Eurotiales; Aspergillaceae
Exons: 5
Coding region: 1-843 (280 amino acids)
Source: RefSeq, a predicted model, not a curated record